AUGGCGGGCGUGGCGGACUUGAUUGAACUUUGCUGCGUCAUAAUUGAAGAUAUUUACGGAUCAUUUCUUGCUCAUAUCUUCAGCCAGCUUGCAACAUAUGGACGACUUCAGGUCGCGCAAGUGGCUCAACGAUGUCGACUUCUGCCACGACAAGCCAAGAUAGGCGUUGGCGCUCUGGUUCAGCUACGACUUCUUCAGCAUCAUACGUCUUCCGACGGAGUCUCUUCGUAUCAAGUCAACCUGACGAACGCUUACAACAUUCUCCGCAUCGGCUCGCUGGUAGAGCGUGCUCGCCGAAAAUGUGGCGAUCUCGCAGCGGUCGUCCUCGAGUCGCUUGCGGCUAGAGGUUGUACUACUGUUCAGCAAUUGCAGACGGCAGUCACAGAGGCAGCCCCUCACACAAAUGGCAAUCACCAUGGCCAAAAUGGAGAUUCAGCAUCUGCGAAGUUUCAAUCUGCUGUACGAAGCCUGGUGAGGCACGAUUUCGUUGAACGAGUGCGACCAGCUCACGUACAAAUUCCGUAUGAUGUUCAUCACUCAGCUGAGGCCUCUCAAGCACCAGUCAAGGCGGGCGGCAAGAAGGGCGAAGCUGAGCGUACCGCACGCGCUCAGAGGGUUGAAGCCGACAUCGAACGGCGGCUGGACGGCUUCGUUUCGGAAGACGCCCUGGAGCAUGCCUUCAACACUGCCGGCAUAGACAAAGCCAUUGAGGGCGAAGAAGAACUGCUCUUGUGUCCAAAUUACGCAUAUUUUGUGAAUAUCGCGAGAGAUUCAGCGGUCGUGCAGGACAUCUCGAAGACCUUGGGCAAGACUCCAUCACGGCUGAUGGCAGGUAUACUGAAGCAGAUCCCUCUGCAAGUUGACCGCCAUGAGCCGGAUCCAAAUCCUCGCCAAGAACUCCAAGCAGUAGCCAUGUCGCGAUUGCGGGACGACUUACAAGACCUGGGUCACGACGACAUUAUUGUGCAGACAAAUGGCCACCACGAUGUUGGCUCAACCAAUGGCGUUGAUACAAAUGGUCUGCUAGAAGACGAAGACAUCGAAGAAGGCCUCGAGGGCAUUGCGGAGGGCCCUUACCCCUUCUUCCGGCACGACGAAGAUACUAAGCAGUGGGCUUUGGACAAGUAUGGUCUAGCAACGUGGGUACGAGAUCGUGAAACCCUCCGCUUGAUGCGUUCACGAGUCAGUAAUAUCGGCAUGCGAUUGGUACGAAUGAUGAUCGACAAGGGCAAGCUCGAUGAGAGAAUACUUCUAGACUUAGGUCUAGUACAUGCGAAGGAGAUGAGGCAAGCAUUGGCACAGUUGAAAUCCAUGGGCUUCAUCGAGCUUCAAGAAGUGCCUCGAGAGCCGCAUCGGCAGCCGAGCAGAACGAUGUAUCUCUGGUUCUUCGACCCGAUUCGGGCCAGGAACGUCCUGCUGGGCGAGCUCUACAAAACGAUGGCUAGGCUGUAUGAGCGGCUGCAGACAGUGGAACGUGAGCGAAUGAAGGCAACACUGGAGAAGGUCGAGCGAGAUGAUGUUCGAGACAGGGUAGAUGAGGUCGUGUCGGGAAAGGAGAUGGUCGAGCUCCGGCGAUUCCAGGCCAUGGAGAAAUGGUUGCUGGCAGAGAUCGGGCGGCUUGACGAGUCUGUAGCGCUGCUUCGAGACAUCUGA
Molecule: messenger RNA, 1653 nt
Organism: Cyphellophora attinorum
Lineage: Eukaryota; Fungi; Ascomycota; Eurotiomycetes; Chaetothyriales; Cyphellophoraceae
Product: DNA-directed RNA polymerase III subunit rpc3
Exons: 2
Coding region: 1-1653 (550 amino acids)
Cellular component (GO): RNA polymerase III complex
Molecular function (GO): single-stranded DNA binding
Source: RefSeq, a predicted model, not a curated record